GAGGAAUCACGUGCGGCGGGAGGGGGCGCGGCCUGGGGAGGAGCAGGGAGCGAAGCUGCGGUUACCAAGGCGACGGGAGGAGCCGGCGGGGGCUGCGGGGCAGGUAGGCCGCGCCGCGCCGGGGCCGGAGCUGGGCGCGGAGGGGCCGCGCCGGGGGGCGGCCGGUGCCCAGGUUUUUCAGUGAUGAGGCUGAGCAGCGACUCCUAACCAUGGGCGAUGUCCUGGCUUACGAGGCUGAAUUGCUUGGACUAGUGAGAGAGUAUUUGGAUUUUGCUGAAUUUGAAGAAACAGUGAAGAUAUUUGUGAAGGAAUGUAAGAUAAAAGGGAAGCCACUACCUAAAUCAGCAGGUGUUUCCCUGAGAGAUUCAAAAGCUUUGACCAUUCAGAAAGAUCUGCUUACGGCAUUUCAAAAUGGAGAGCAGAAAGUUUUCUUCCGACUUUGGAAGGAGCAUAUAUCGUCUUCAGUUCGAGAUAGUGAGCCGGUUGCUCAGAAGCUGGAGUUCUAUCUUCACAUACACUUUGCCACCUACCUCUUGAAACACUCUGUGGGAAAACCUGACAAAGCUGAACUUGAGGAAAGGAUUUGUCACUUUAAAACAUACCUAGAAACAAAAGGAGCUGCACUUAGCCAGACAACAGAGUUUCUUCCCUUCUACGCUUUGCCUUUUGUUCCUAAUCCCAUGGUACAUCCUUCAUUUAAGGAACUUUUCCAGGAUUCUUGGACAUCAGAUUUAAGGACAAGAUUGGAAAAGUUCCUGUCUCUGACUCUCAAAGCCAGCCAGACACCCAGGCUUCUCACUUUAUUUAAGGAGAAUGGACAGUGCAACAAAGAAAUGUUACAACAGCUUCAUCAACAGUUAGUGGAGUCUGAGCGCAGGACCAUGACCUACCUGAAACGGUUUAACAAAAUGCAAGCAGACUACCAUAAUCUCAUUGGGGUCACUGCAGAGCUCGUGGAUUCCUUGGAGGCCACAGUCAAUGGCAAGAUGAUCACACCAGAAUAUCUUCAAAGUGUUUGUGUUCGCUUGUUUAGCAAUCAGAUGAGACAAAGUGUAGCACACAGUAUUGACUUCACAAGGCCUGGAACUGGAUAUUACUCUAUGAGCCCUUGUGAUGACGAAUAUGCUUCUACAAUGUUAAGAGCAUCUUUAGCCCCUGUGAAGAUGCAGGAUGUGCCGUUGUUGCCCUCUUUGGAUUAUGAGAAGCUGAAGAAAGAUUUGGUUAUGGGGAAUGAUCGUCUCAAGGCCUUCUUACUGCAGGCCCUGCGCUGGCGCUUGACAACAUCGUAUCCCGGAGAACAGAGAGAUACUGUCCUGCAAGCGUACAUCAGUAAUGACCUCCUAGAUUGCCACAGCAAUUGUCAGAGAAAUGUCCUCAAAUUAUUACAUUCAAAGAGUGAGGUAGUCAGACAGUAUAUGGCAAGGCUCAUCAAUGCUUUUGCUUCACUGGCAGAAGGUCGUCUCUACCUUUCUCAGAAUCCAAAGUUGCUGCGAAUACUGGAGGAGAGACUGAAAGCUGAAGACAAGGAUUCCCUUACACGGGAGAAUGUUCUGGGGGCUCUUCAGAAAUUCAGCCUCAGGCGUGCAAUGCAGUCAGCAAUGAUCAGAGAUGGGCUCAUUUUCUGGCUGGUUGAUGUUCUAACAGAUACAGAUUGCCUGUCUGAUUACACACUGGAGUAUUCUGUUGCCUUGCUCAUGAAUCUUUGUCUGAGGAGUGCAGGAAAGAAAAUGUGUGCAAAGAUUGCAAACCGUGUGCUCAGAGUUCUCUCUGAUCUUCUUGGCCAUGAGAAUCAUGAGAUACAACCAUAUGUGAAUGGAGCACUGUACAGCAUUCUUGCCAUCCCUUCUGUCCGAGAAGAAGCCAGAGCAAUGGGAAUGGAAGAAAUUCUGCGCUGCUUUAUCAAGGAAGGAAAUGCAGAGAUGAUUCGACAGAUUGAAUUUAUUAUCAAACAGCUCAAUUCAGAAGAGCCAUUAAAUGAUAGCAUUGUGUCUGAUGAUGAAGAGGAGGAAGAGGAUGAGGAAGAGGACCAUGACACCAUGGAGGCUGAUCUGGACAAAGAUGAGGUUUUGCAGCCUCAGCUGGGAGAGCUUGCAGGAGAGAAGCUGCUGACAACUGAGUACUUGGGAAUAAUGACUCAUACUCCAAAAACCAAGAAGAAGCUGUUCCCUGGUGUCCAUCAGAGUAUAGAUGAGCCUCUCCAGAGACCUGUGACGCCAGGUUAUCACAGGACUGUGUACCCAAUGCCAGAAAGCGAUGACAUUUCUUGCCACGGGAGGGAUGAAAAACUCCAGUCCUUGCCGGGUGAUCAUCCUCCCAUUCGUAGCAGGAGCAGGUCCAGCAUCUCUGACCUCUGCAUUUCCUCCUCAUCAAUUGAAAUGGAGUCAUCUAAGGUAUUCUCAUCAGGCCACAGAAUGGACCAACGCAUCCCAGCUGCUGACAACAUCUUGUCUUCCCGAUCUACUGAGUUCACCCAAGACAAAGUAAAUGGGCUAUCUAAUAGUGAGUUUUCCUCAGCCUUUACUAGCAAACCUAAGAUCCCUCGCACCCCUGAAGUGCAGAGUGCCAGCCCUAGAAAGGGAAAGAUCCCAACCAUUGCCCCCCAGUUCUCUCAGUCUGGACCCCAGCAAAUGAGCCGCCCCAGUUCUUCAGGUUCAUCCACGAGGAGCAGACAGAGUAGCCAGUCCUACAGGAAGUGAGAACAGUUGCUUUCCUCGAGAAUCACCUGUCACUUUGCUGAAGGACAGAGCCAGCUUCCUGUAAUGACCUUUACUGGCGACCUACUUGAGAAGAGAGUGGGUUAUUAAUAUGGCACGUGUACACCUUGCACAGUGAUUCAGGAAUUAUCUGAUGGGAUGCAUCUUUUGUCAUCUCUACACCUGAUUAAAACAAGGGCCUCGUUACAAUUGAAGGUCUCAGCAGCAGCCGAGGACUGGUAUGAUAGAUGAAUGUGCUCCCAGUGUCUCCGAUAGUUUGCUCCUAAGAGACAUUGCCACCUUGAGAAGAGUCUCUUGUUCUCUGCCUUCUGUGUCACAGUAAACAGCCUUUGGAGACAGUCCGUAGGGCAGGAGUCUGGCCGGGCAACUGUCUUGUUUACCUAUUGCUUGCUGAACUAGCCUGUCACUUGCUUUUUUAAAAUUAUUUCCUUGUGAAUGAGCUGGGGGAUAUCUGUGUUCAAGGAUCUGCACUAGGAGUUUUGUGUGAGAUGAGAUCUGGGUUUAGCCACCAGAGACUGGAGAAAAAGCAUUUCGUCAACUUGUGAUUGAUCUGUAGCAACCGAAAAACACUGCGCCAUUGCCCAAAGCAGAGUCCUUGCUCGCUUCUGAGGAUCUGGUGAGCAGCUUUAUCUGCAGCUAUUACUCCUAUACAUUCUUUUUGAGUUGGAUUUUUUCUUAAAUUUGCUUGUUAAUGUUUGCAGAAUGAAUACUCCACUUUUCCACUGGAAUGAAGGACUUUAUUUCUUCAUUCAGAGGAGAAGCCAUAAAAAUGUGAACAGAUCAGAAGCAGCUUUCCCUUCCCAUUUGAUUACGGAUGGUCUCCUUUGAUCUUUGUCACAUUUUCUGAUGUCCUUCACUUCUGAGCAGCAUUUUAUCUUUAUGAAAUCUAGACUGGUCUUCAGUCAUUAUGAAAUGCUGUCUAGGCAAGAGAGAUCAGGAAGCCCUUCACUAAAUAAAAGUCCUGCAGUUAAUUCUGCCAGUGAUUUAUGAAGCCAAAACUGUUUGUUGUUCUUUCUCUCAAAAGUAACAGUGACCAGGAAACACUGAAGUCUUUACUGACCAUUGGCUUUUCAAUAACAUCCCCUCAUGUGACACUGCUGUUAGGACAACAGCAACAACUUUUCCAGAAACUCAGUUUGCCUUGGAACUUGGCUCCCACUGGCAGGGGGAAGUGUAUUUGUCAUAGGUGGACUUCAAAAGCAAAUGCUUUAGCAGGUUCCAAAAGAAAAGCUUUAACUUCUCCCUUUUUGAGUUUCAGCUCAAGAAACAAAGAACAACAACACAGUCUAAAAGCCACUCCAAAUAGUGCCAUUUACCUUCCCCUGGCAGAAAGAGUUGCGCAACCACAAAUGAUUUCCAUAGGACUGGAAGAAAACUUUGUGCUCAUGCUGAGACCUUGGAUUGUGCCUACCCGUGUGCAGUGGCUACUGAGUAGCCAGGGUGAUUUCCUAGUGUGACACAGUUGCCAUGAGGUAGACCAAGAUCAGUGACACUAUGUCGGUUUCUUGCAGAAAGGGAUCCCACCUUCAAGUUCCUGUAACCCCAUUGAAUAAUAGACUUCAAAUUGGAAUCAGGAUCUUCUACAGGGCAAGAUAACCCCUAGUUUAAAAUCUAGUCAUGUUCAUGCGAAAGUUAUAAUUUAGUGUUUGGUAACUUCAGGGUGCCCACAGGCCUAGCAUAAAGCAGUCAGAGCGUGGGUGUUGCUUUAACUCCAAAACUGCAUAGAACCUAAAACCCUGAUAGCCUCUGUCCCAAGAUCUCCAUGCCAGACAAAGAAAUGACAGAAAAUUUCCAACCUGUCCUUAGAUUCACCUACUUCUUCUCAAAGGUGAUAAACACGAUUAAUGGAAAAAUGUCCUCUGAUUCACAAAAAGGCAGCAAUGGAAAGCAGCCAUAAAAACUCACUCGUGGUUUUCCAGUGUAGCUAGCUUUUCUUUUUCCUUUGAAACCAUGUAUUUUUUUCCAGCAAGUAAUAUCAAUGGCCAAGUUGUUAACAUUGAAGUGCUGAGCAUUCAUUUGCAUAUGUGGACAUACAGAAUGCCCCAGCAGUUGAGUUUUAUUUAUUUUACGGCAGUGCUAAGUUUCAGGUUGGAGCAGACCUGACCCUGAGAUUCAGAGCAGCUUUUGAGAAGUGUUGAGUGCAGUGACUACUUAAAAAACAAAACGUAACAAAAAUAUCCCAAACCCCCAGCUUACUGGGCAUACCACGAGUUGAAGCCAAAACUGUAUGCUUUUAAGUCAGCUAAAGGAAGGUUGAUAGGCACCAUGCAGAAGAUCUAGAUUAGUAAAAAAACAAAAUGCAUCUUGCAGAGCUGGACUGGAAGGAACAAGCUGAAGUGUGUGAAUAAGUGUGUUUGUUUCUUACUCUGGCCUGCUGCAAGGCAGAACUCCAUACAUACUUUUUGCCAUGUUCAACUCUUAGUGUGAGUAUAGAGUUCGAAAACUGUGAGGCUAUCUUUUAUAUUAAUGCUUGAGAAACUUCUGUUUUCCACAUGUGUGGGAUGAGAGAAACUGUGUAUGUGCUUUGAAAUAAAUUAUCAGCUGAGCAGCAAUUUGAGAGGCUGACAAGGUAACCUGUCCCUCUUUGCUCUGUGUUGCUCACAAAAAGCCCCUGCAAUGUCAGUCAGAAGCUUUUGAAGCUAAUGAGAAAUGUUGAUAUUGUCCUUCUCAGUUGGACACCACUCUUCAGGGCAGAACAGUCCGUGGAUAAAGGUCAGUGACAUGUACACAGUAAAUUCUGCAUCUCACUCUUAAAAGUUGUUAGGUGUUUUUUCUGUACACUAUGCAGAGGCUGCUGCUAGAUGCAACACCACCCUGGUAAGUUCAUAACUGGACCAGUGAAAACUGCCUGUUUGUGAUUGUACUUAACCUGGCUCUGAUCUUGUUUACAAGAAGCCAGUGUAGUAACUGCACAUAUAGCAUAGAUCUGAAAGGAAAGAUUUCCUGGGGCCAAAGUGUUAUGUGAUUCUACCAUGUUUCUUGGAUAUACCUUUUCGAUAUUCAUUCUAAUUUUGUUUAGUUUCUUGGAUAUACCUUUUCUGUAUUCAUUCUAAUUUUGUUUAUGGGUAUGGUAAUACAAGACGUGAACUGCCUAUGUCUAUUUAAAUUUGCAUGGAGGGCUGAGUCAUUCUGUAUGAUUGCUUUAAAAUCCGCUGGCAGUGAUUGGGUGAAUAUGUUUCUUAAGGGAUAUGUUCAUUUUUUCUCCUUUUGGAGGUCUCUUUGAGGUCUUGUGGAUUUUUAGGGUGUGCAUUUCACAUUUCACAUUUCACUACAUUUUAUUACUGACAAAUUCUGUUGCCAACUCUUUUAUCUCCACCUGAAUUGAAAACACAGCUCCCUCCUGUUCGACCUGGCCUGUCUCUGCAGCAUGUUUGCUCAGAAGUGGCACAAAGUGGGUAUGAACCACUCAUUGUGUUUGGUGUCUCAUGAGGAGAGGCUGGGCACGUGGGAUGCCACCAGUGGCAUUGGUUUGGUGUUGGAGGUAUUAUUUCUUGGUGGAUGUAAAUGUGUAGAGCAGGACAAGCAAGGAAGUUUUCUGGAGAUAAAAUAUUCCUGUGCUGGGGAGGGACAAAGGUGGCUUGGUUUGGUUUUGUGCUGUUUUCUUUGAACAAAGUUCACUAGUCUUUAUAAAUCAUGGUGGCGGUUACAGGGCGGAGACAAAAAGCGCAACAUUGCAUUCAUACACAUCUUUGAGUAGUAGCAGUAGUAGUGGAAAAACAAGCAGGCUACCUUCCUCCGAGGCAUUUAAGUACAUCUGGACUUUCCUUUUAGCUUGGGGCUUGAGUCCAUCUUUGAGCCAAAACUUCCUGGCAGUUUGCACUAUCUUCACACUUUCUUGCAAUCUGGCUCCAGAUUGGAACAAGUUGCUUCCCAGAAGGAGGGAGCAGUGGGGUUGGAGCAGGGGGAUGGGAGAGCCAGGAGGUGUCCCUUGCCGAACAAGAGGUGUCUCACCGACGAGCAUCGGAGCUGAGCCCCAGUCCUGCAAGGGACCUUGGACACCGCGGCGCACUGAAGCUGAGGUGCGUGGGCACGGCUAACAAACAGCGUACAGAUGUGGUCUUACGUAUCUCCGCUGACCCCAGGGGGAACUAAGUACCAAAAUAUCUCUGUGAUUAAGCCAUGUGGACUUCUCCAGGCCUUUGUAGGAACCUCUGCUUAUUCGUGUAGAUUGUAAAAGGAAUGGGGCUCUCAAGGAUUUGUUGAAGGGUAAGAAAUAACAAAAUGUUUCAGGGCAAACAAAAUGAACUUUAAGAUCAGGCUGCUCUAGCCAAGCUUUAUGCUAAUCUCCUAUUAGCAGCAGCAAAAAACAAACUUCUGGGUGCAAGAGUUGUCCUGCCUUAUCAGGCCAGUAAUUUUUCUAGCCUCACAUCUUGUCAGUGGUCAGUAUCUGAUGUUUCAAAGCAAGGUUUUUUCCCAUCUCCAGACUUCUUUCUGUCUUGAGGUGAAUGGGCGUUAUAUCCGAUUAUAGGAUCAUGAUCCAAACUUCCAUUCUUUAAGGAUCUGAUGUCUCCAAACAACAGGCUGAGCGGCAAACUCUAGGAUGUCUAAUAAGCUUCUGGAACAUUAUUACAAGUUCUAUCAGCAGUCCUGGCUUAUGCUCCAAGUUUCCAAGAAACAAGUGCAUUAAUUUAUUGCAGUAAAAGUGAAAAUACUUCACUUUAUGUACACAUACAAACUGUAAGAAAUCCAUUUGACAGUCUGAAAUGUUCAUUUUGCGUUUAUCAUCUUUGAAAUGUGGUAAAUGCUGUUCUGAUGACUUGAAGUGCACAGUUUUGGAGAGUGUAAAUUAUUUUGUUCACUUCAGGUGUGAAUGACCUAACAAUGUAUUUAAUUAAAAAAAAGGUUUCCAGUGUA
Messenger RNA from Dromaius novaehollandiae (emu), 7568 nucleotides. It is a transcript of the gene ARMC9, whose product is annotated as armadillo repeat containing 9. NCBI's taxonomy places the organism in Eukaryota, Metazoa, Chordata, Aves, Casuariiformes, Dromaiidae. Gene Ontology annotation, biological process: cilium assembly. The transcript has 26 exons. Gene Ontology annotation, molecular function: protein binding. The coding region runs from base 210 to 2696 and encodes 828 amino acids. Gene Ontology annotation, cellular component: ciliary tip; centriole; ciliary basal body. The record is from RefSeq and is a predicted model, not a curated record.